CUAAAGGAGGAAGCAAAAAGGUGUUGGAAGAGGCAGCGACGGCGGACUUGGAAAUAAAAGAAAUAAACAAGUUAACCGAAGAAGUUAUCCAGACUCCUUUAAAGAUCAUCAAGAAAGUGGAAAAAUCUAAACAGGAUAUUGAAGCUAUUGAAGAAGAGGCAGAGCCUCCUUUGCUUCCUCUAGCAAAGAAAGCAAAACACGAUAGCCAAUGUCUUCCAGAGCUAGAAGCUGAAAACAUUAAUCCAAGAACUGCAAAGGUGAAGGCAUCCACUAAAAAAGUGCCAGUGUCCCGGAGCAGAAGACCUCCUUCAGCGAGAGUGAAGCGCAUGAGUAAAAGAUCAAGCAAAAACAACUUUAUCACUCCAGCUACUGGUAGAAUUGUCGAUCUCUGUGCUCAAGGAGGUACCUCCAUGGUCACGCCCAAGUUUGAUUCCAGAAUUUUCAAGACGCCGGGUUUGCGCACACCCGCAGUAAACGAACGUGUUUACACCAUCUCCGCCAAUGGCAGCCCCCUUGCCGACAGCAGCGAUAUCUUCAUUACAGUCCCUGUUGGAGGAGGGGAGAGCAUUCGUUUAACAGCAAAUGAUUUGACCAGGAAGAAUCUUCUUCAUCUGAAUCCAGAGGCCCAAGGAAUUAUGAAGAAGCUAUCGGUUCGUCUCGCACAAGCUUGCAGUGCUACAAAAACCCAUAGAUGA
This is a messenger RNA of Balearica regulorum gibbericeps (East African grey crowned-crane), 695 nucleotides long. The record is from RefSeq and is a predicted model, not a curated record. NCBI's taxonomy places the organism in Eukaryota, Metazoa, Chordata, Aves, Gruiformes, Gruidae.